CCUUCUCCCCCCUCAGCUUUGUUAAACCCACAGCCUGGGCUGGAGGUGGGGACCGUCAUCGCCAGAACACCCCCCCUCCCAACUUCAUUUUCUUUCCAGAGCCUCUAAUUUUGGGAACUGAGCUCCAAAAAAACAGAAAGAGAAUCAAAAAAAGAAAAGGAAAAAAAGCAAGGAAAUCCAAUUUGAUUCCAGACUUCCAGCCAUGGAGGACCAAAAGGAGGCUCUGAGGAAGAUCAUCACCACCUUGGCCGUGAAAAAUGAAGAGAUCCAGAAUUUCAUCUAUUUGCUAAAGCAGAUGCUCCAAAACGUGGAGGCCAAUUCGGAUCGGGUCCAGAAGGAUCUAGAAGGCGAGUUUCAGUCACUCUACUCUUUGCUGGACGAGCUGAAGGAAGGGAUGAUCAUGAAGAUCAAGCAGGAUCGAGCCAGCCGGACGUACGAGCUCCAGAACCAGCUCGCCGCCUGUGCGAAGGCUCUGGAGAGCUCGGAGGACUUGCUGGAGACGGCGAACCAGACCCUCCAAGGUGCGGAAAACCACGAUUUCAACCAGGCGGCGAAACAGAUCAAAGACAGCGUGACCAUGGCCCCCGCCUUCCGGCUAUCACUCAAAGCCAAAGUCAGCGACAACAUGAGCCACCUGAUGGUCGAUUUUGCCCAAGAACGCCGGAUCCUGCAGUCUCUGAAAUUUUUGCCAGUCCCCAGCGCGCCCGAGAUCGACCUGGCAGAAUCGUUGGUGGCCGACAACUGCGUGACGCUGGUGUGGAAGAUGCCGGAAGAGGACAGCAAAAUUGACCAUUACGUGCUGGAGUACCGCAAGACCAACUUCGAGGGGCCACCUCGGGUGAAAGAAGACCAGCCCUGGAUGGUGAUCGAGGGCAUCAAGGAGACCGAAUACACCCUCUCCGGGCUGAAGUUUGAUUGGAAAUACAUGAAUUUCAGGGUCAAAGCAUGUAAUAAGGCAGUGGCUGGGGAGUUCUCUGAGCCUGUCACCUUGGAGACGCGAGCCUUCAUGUUCCGGCUGGAUUCCUCCACCAGCCACCAGAAUCUCAAGGUGGAAGACCUCAGUGUGGAAUGGGACGCCAUGGGGGGAAAAGUGCAGGACAUCAAGGCUCGAGAAAAAGACGGGAAGGGCCGUACCGCUUCGCCAGUGAACUCCCCAGCAAGGAGCCUCCAGUCUCCAAAAAGAAUGCCCACGGGUCGAGGGGGACGGGAUCGCUUCACCGCUGAAUCCUACACAGUAUUGGGCGACACAUUGAUCGACGCAGGCGAGCACUACUGGGAGGUGCGCUACGACCGGGAUAGCAAAGCCUUUGCCGUCGGCGUGGCGUACCGGAGCCUGGGCAAGUUCGACCAGCUGGGGAAGACCCCAUCCUCCUGGUGCCUCCACUUGAACAACUGGCUCCAGGUCAGCUUCACCGCCAAGCACAACAACAAAGCCAAGCUCUUAGACGUGGUGGUCCCGGAUGUCAUCGGCGUCUACUGCAAUUUUCACGAAGGCUUCCUCUCGUUCUACAACGCCAAAACCAAGCAGCAGCUGCAUACCUUUCGGGCCAGAUUCACCCAACCCGUUCUCCCAGCUUUUAUGGUCUGGUGCGGGAGUUUCCACGUGUAUUCUGGCCUGCAAGUCCCCAGCGCGGUCAAAUGCCUUCAGAAACGGAACAGCGCCACCAGCAGCUCCACCGCCAGCUUGUCUUAGGAAAACUACGCCGCCCAUUCGCCCCGGGAGAACGCCAGCCUCGCCACCUUCCAACUCUCCGGGGAAACAGACUUCUCUUGCAGUAUUAUUAUUAUUAUUUUUCUUCCCAAAAUGAGUGCGGUUUUCCCCCCUCUCGAAGGAAACACUUGGAAUUCUGAGUCUCAAAACGGACUGGAAAACCUUCCCCAAACCUCCACGCCACGAAUGUAUUAUGGAUUAUUUUAUCUGUCUACGAUUGUAAACCACGUGUCUUGCUGUCAUCUGCUGCAGGUUUCUUUAAAGGCUCCUGCUGCCAAAUCCCCCACUUCUUGCCUUCAGCAGGAGCCCGGGCGGUGGGUAUCGUACGGAUCAAAACGCUGCGCCCGCCACCGGGUGCGAGUGUGUCUGCAUCUCUUCCAUGCUAGGUUUCUUUUUUCAUAUUCAAAUCCGGCAUCCGGCUGUUUCGCACCCGGCACUCUGAGUGAGACCAGUUCAUUGCAGGAUCAGCUCUGGGUUUCAGCCCGAUUUUUUUAAAAAGCAGCUCUCUAAGGGACUGGAGUGGCUUAGGAAUCGAGUUGCGCCUCUUGGACAGCUCUGGGAAGUGGGAAACCCAGAGUGGAUUCGGUGCUCCCUUGAUGUGGGACA
Messenger RNA from Pogona vitticeps (central bearded dragon), 2317 nucleotides. RefSeq names its product fibronectin type III and SPRY domain containing 1 (gene FSD1). NCBI's taxonomy places the organism in Eukaryota, Metazoa, Chordata, Lepidosauria, Squamata, Agamidae. Gene Ontology annotation, molecular function: microtubule binding. The record is from RefSeq and is a predicted model, not a curated record. Gene Ontology annotation, cellular component: microtubule. Gene Ontology annotation, biological process: regulation of mitotic spindle organization; regulation of cell division.